UUCAUACUGGCCAAGAACUUUAUCCCCUUAGCUAUAUCUUAGCCUCCAAAGGGGAUUUGGACACAUUACCCAGGGAAAAACUACCACAACUCCUUUGUCCCAGGCCAGCCUCCAUGCUGGGUACAACAUCUUCAGGCUCAGAAACCUCCAGUUUCAUCUGAGACAGCCCUUGCCAAAUCUGAGAAGCUUCCUGGGUCCCCUAUAAUGUGGGCAGUGCUCAUUUCUCCCCCAGUCUGAUCUGUGCAAGACCUUGGCUCAGGAAACAAUGAAGGGAGACACCAGACACCUCAAUGAAGAGGAGGGUACCAGCGGGAGGGAUGACUCAAUUAUCAUCGUCAACGGGGCCUGCAGCGACCAGUCCUCCGACUCCAAGGACGCCCCCUCGCCCCCAAUCCUGGAGGCCAUCCGCACCCCGGAGAUCAGAGGUCGCAGAUCCAGCUCCCGGCUGUCCAAGAGGGAGGUCUCCAGUCUGCUCAGUUACACUCAGGAUCUGACUGGUGAUGGAGACAGAGAUGGUGAGGGGGAGGAAGGAGAUGGCUGUGACACUCCAGUGAUGCCCAAGCUCUUCCGUGAAACCAGGACUUCGUUGGAAAGCCCAGCGGUUCGAACCCGAAAUAACAGCAGUGCUUCCAGCCGGGAGAGGUACAGGCCCUCCCCACGUUCCACCCGAGCCCGGCAGGGCCGCAGUCACAUGGAUGAGACCCCCGUGGAGUUCCCGGCUACCAGGUCCCUGAGGCGGCGGGCAACUUCAUCUGCAGGCACGCCGUGGUCGUCCCCUGCCAGCCCUUACCUCACCAUCGACCUCACGGAUGACGACGUAACACCCCAGAGCAGCAGUACCCCUUACACCAGCCUGGCCCAGGACAGCCAGCAAGACAGCUUGGACUCCUCUCAGGUGGAUGCCGAGGGCAGACACACAGAUGACGUGGAGUAUGAGGACGGGAAAGAGUUUGGCAUAGGGGACCUCGUGUGGGGAAAAAUAAAGGGCUUUUCUUGGUGGCCUGCCAUGGUGGUGUCUUGGAAAGCUACCUCCAAACGCCAGGCCAUGGCUGGCAUGCGAUGGGUGCAGUGGUUUGGCGAUGGCAAGUUCUCCGAGGUCUCUGCAGACAAACUGGUGGCUCUGGGGCUGUUCAGCCAGCACUUUAACCUGGCUACGUAUAACAAACUGGUUUCUUACAGGAAGGCCAUGUACCAUGCCUUGGAGAAAGCCAGGGUGCGUGCUGGCAAGAACUUCCCCAUCAGUCCUGGAGACUCCCUGGAGGACCAGCUGAAGCCCAUGCUGGAGUGGGCCCAUGGGGGCUUUAAGCCCACUGGUGUCGAGGGCCUCAAACCGAAUAACAAGCAACCAGAGAACAAGAGUCGAAGACGCACAGCUGAUGACUCUGCCACUUCUGACUACUGUCCCCCACCCAAACGCCUCAAGACCAAUUGCUAUAACAAUGGCAAAGACCGAGAAGAAGAUCAGAGCCGAGAACAAAUGGCUGCUGAUGUCCUCAGCAACAAGAGCAAUCUGGAAGACAGCUGCUUGCCCUGUGGUAGGAAAAACCCUGUGUCUUUCCACCCCCUUUUUGAGGGAGGGCUCUGCCAGAUGUGCCGGGAUCGCUUCCUGGAGCUGUUCUACAUGUAUGAUGAUGAUGGCUAUCAGUCCUACUGCACUGUGUGCUGUGAGGGCCGCGAGCUGCUUCUCUGCAGUAACACAAGCUGUUGCCGGUGCUUCUGUGUAGAGUGUUUGGAGGUGCUGGUGGGUGCAGGCACCGCCGCAGAGGCCAAGCUGCAAGAGCCCUGGAGCUGCUACAUGUGCCUCCCCCAGCGCUGCCAUGGUGUCCUGCGGCGCAGGAAGGAUUGGAACGUGCGUCUGCAGGCCUUCUUCACCAGUGACUCAAACCUUGAUUACGAGGCCCCAAAAUUGUACCCAGCAAUUCCCGCAUCCCGACGGCGGCCCAUUCGAGUCCUGUCAUUGUUUGAUGGAAUUGCAACAGGGUACUUAGUGCUGAAAGAAUUGGGCAUUAAAGUGGAGAAGUAUGUUGCCUCAGAAAUAUGUGAAGAGUCCAUUGCUGUUGGAACAGUGAAGCACGAGGGGAAUAUCAAAUAUGUGAAUGAUGUCAGGAACAUCACUAAGAAAAAUAUUGAAGAGUGGGGCCCGUUUGACUUGGUGAUUGGUGGAAGCCCAUGCAAUGAUCUCUCCAAUGUAAAUCCAGCCAGGAAAGGCCUGUAUGAGGGCACUGGCCGACUCUUCUUUGAGUUCUACCACUUGCUGAAUUACUCACGCCCCAAGGAGGGGGAUGACCGGCCAUUCUUCUGGAUGUUCGAGAAUGUUGUAGCCAUGAAGGUUGGCGACAAGAGGGACAUUUCACGAUUCCUGGAGUGUAAUCCAGUGAUGAUUGAUGCCAUCAAGGUCUCUGCUGCUCAUAGGGCCCGAUACUUCUGGGGGAACUUACCUGGGAUGAACAGGCCUGUGAUAGCAUCAAAGAAUGAUAAACUCGAGCUGCAGGACUGCUUGGAAUACAGUAGGACAGCAAAGUUAAAGAAAGUACAGACAAUAACCACCAAGUCGAACUCGAUCAGACAGGGGAAAAACCAACUUUUCCCUGUUGUCAUGAAUGGCAAAGAAGAUGUUUUGUGGUGCACUGAGCUCGAGAGGAUCUUCGGCUUUCCCGUACACUACACGGACGUGUCCAACAUGGGCCGUGGUGCCCGCCAGAAGCUGCUUGGGAGGUCCUGGAGCGUGCCCGUCAUCAGACACCUCUUCGCCCCCUUGAAGGACUACUUUGCAUGUGAAUAGUUCUGCCCAGACCUGCUCUGGCACUGGGGUGUGGGGGCAGAGCCAGGGCCACAGAGGUGCCCUGAUUCCUGAAGGUGCUGCCCCCAGCUCUGCCCUUCCUCAGCUCAGCUGUGUGGGUCUCACUGUACCUCAGUUUUCUCCUGCUCAGUCUGAGCAGGGCCACCUGACCCUCUGUUGCAGGCUGAGCCCGAGGUGCUGCCUCCUUGCGCACAAUUCAGACCUGGCUGCUCAGAGCGGCCAAACAUGGUGCUCAUUUUUCUUCUCCUAAGACUUUAAAACUUGAAGUAGGUAGUGAAAUGUUUUUCUCCCCUCUCCUGGGUAUACCACUCAGAGAAAUGAUAGCUAAGAUACCAAAACUACAGUGCUGACAGCUCUCCAAGACUCAGGUCAAUGCUGCAAAAUAAUCCAAGACAGUUAUUGUACAACUUUUUAAAAAUGUCUGCAACUUCAUGUUUACAGGAGUAUUCAGUUGUAGACACAUAGUUGAGGGACAUUUUAAGGGCCUGGGAUGUCUUUUUCUAGGGCUAGCCGAAGAGGAAGUGACAUGUAUAUCUUUCUUGAAUUUUACCCAGCAUAUUUCCCUGCCUUGCUGCAGGCGCUGGAGUCUGCCUUUAGAGUAUUUCCCUUGAUGAUGAUUUCAGCAGGGAUGAUGUCAUCGUCACCACAUUCAGGGCUACUUUUCCCCACUAAUCCAAGGGCAGGGGCCACCCUUACCUAAAUCCCUCCCCUUGACUGCAAUAGAACCCUCGGAGGAGCUCAGGAAAGAAAGGGUGGCUCAGUUGUAUCAUACAAGCUGCCAUGUAUUAGGUGGGCAAGUUCUACCCUUUACCUCCCUCUUCCCUAUGUCAGGGGCCUGAAGGAAGGAGGGACUUUAGACAAGAGCACCCCAAUCCCCUCCCAAAAGACCUACCCUCAAUAGGCAUAGGUCCUGUGAGAAGCCUGAAACCCUAAUUCCUCAUCUGUCUUCAAGAAGCUGUGACAGCCAGAAGCAGAGCACAUUGCCCCUGCAUCUAAGAGAUGGUGGGGAAACUGCAAUAAAAACUUGAUCCUCCUUCCAGAGAUUUUAAAAUCCUUUUUUAUUCCACAAUACAUCACUUUUUUAGGGGAUGGGACGUCAGACACGCUGCAUUUCAGAAAUGCUGUAGUAAUGGUUUUUAACACCUUUUUACUCUUCUUGCUGGUGCUAUUUCGUAGGACAAGGAACAACUUUGACAAGUUUUGUGGGGCUUUAUAUAGUUUUUAAAAUCUCAGUCUUCUAUUUUUAUGUUCAUGUUUUCAUUAAAAUUUUUUUGUAAGUGGAGCCACAUAACAAGUAUGGGGAGAAUAUUGUGCCUUGUUUCAACAGUUUUUGCUAAUUUUUAGGCCAUACAAUAAUGGAUACCUAGAGUUUACCUUAUUCUGUUUAAUUAAAAUCAGUAUUUCUAUA
Molecule: messenger RNA, 4208 nt
Organism: Chinchilla lanigera (long-tailed chinchilla)
Lineage: Eukaryota; Metazoa; Chordata; Mammalia; Rodentia; Chinchillidae
Gene: Dnmt3b
Product: DNA (cytosine-5-)-methyltransferase 3 beta
Exons: 22
Coding region: 266-2782 (838 amino acids)
Biological process (GO): negative regulation of transcription by RNA polymerase II
Cellular component (GO): nucleus
Molecular function (GO): DNA (cytosine-5-)-methyltransferase activity, acting on CpG substrates; DNA binding
Source: RefSeq, a predicted model, not a curated record